Molecule: messenger RNA, 1747 nt
Organism: Microdochium trichocladiopsis
Lineage: Eukaryota; Fungi; Ascomycota; Sordariomycetes; Xylariales; Microdochiaceae
Product: Brix domain-containing protein
Exons: 2
Coding region: 1-1485 (494 amino acids)
Biological process (GO): ribosomal large subunit assembly; rRNA processing
Cellular component (GO): preribosome, large subunit precursor
Molecular function (GO): rRNA binding
Source: RefSeq, a predicted model, not a curated record
AUGGCCAAGGCCCGGACGAAGAAGCGCACCCAUGUCGGCGCCACCAACCCAAGGCACCGGGCGCCUCUCGAAGGCCGUGCCGCCGGAACAGACCCCAAGAGCAUGGUGAUCCGGAUCGGUGCUGGCGAAGUCGGUUCCAGUGUCAGCCAGCUUGCCAAAGACGUCCGCCAGGUCAUGGAACCCGGCACAGCGAGUCGCCUCAAGGAGCGCCGCGCCAACAGCCUCCGCGACUACAUCACCAUGACGGGGCCGCUGGGCGUUACACAUCUCAUGCUCUUCUCGAGGUCGGAAGCCGGAAACACGAACUUGCGGAUAGCGACCACGCCGCGUGGACCGACUUUGCAUUUCCGCGUCGAGAGGUACUCUUUGUGUAAAGAUGUUCGCAGGGCGCAAAGGCAUCCGAGAGGAGGAGGCAAGGAGUAUGACACGCCGCCAUUGCUCAUCAUGAACAACAUUGUCAGCUCCAAUUCAGACUCGAAAUCCAAAGUACCGCGUCACCUCGAGUCCCUCACAACCACAAUCUUCCAGUCCCUCUUCCCGAGGAUCAACCCGCAGACCACACCGCUCAAGUCCAUACGCCGCGUGCUCCUGAUCAACCGCGAGCCCUCGAAGGACGCCAACGGCGAGGACGACGGCUCCUUCGUCCUCAACUUCCGGCACUACGCCAUCACCACGACGGCGGCGGGCAUGUCGAAACCCCUGCGCCGGCUCAACGCCGCACAGAAGGUGUUUGGCGGCAAGGCGGACGGCGGGCGCCGGAACAACCGCAAGGGCGGCGUGCCGAAUCUCGGCAAGCUCGAGGACAUUGCGGACUACAUGAUUGGCGGCGAGGAUGGGCAGGGUUACAUGUCUGACGCGACGAGCGGGAGCGAGGUUGACACCGACGCCGAGGUGGAGGUUCUCGAGAGCACGGCGCGGAGGGUGCAGUCUUCUUCGUCGGCCAAGGCGAAGGCGAGACCCGACGGUGGUGAUGAUGAGGACGAGGACGAGGACGAGGAGGGAGGUGCUGCCACUGGCGGCUACGACAAGGUCGAGCGGCGGCGCGUCAAGCUCGUGGAGCUGGGCCCGCGCAUGAAGCUGCGCAUGACCAAGGUCGAGGAAGGCCUGUGCUCGGGCAAGACCAUGUGGCACGACACAAUCCACAAGUCGCAGAAGGAGAUUCAUGAUCUCGAGAACCGAUGGGAGCAGCGCCGCAAGGAGAAGGAGGCGCGGAGGAAGCAGCAGAAGGCUAAUGUGGACAAGAAGAGCAAGGAGAAGAAGGCUGCUGGUGGUGGCAAGGGCGGGGACGAUGAGGAUGAGGAAGAGUACGACGGCUACAAGGUCCGUGCUGAUGGCAACGACAGCGACUUGUUUGACGACAUCAUGGAGGAAGACGUCAGUGGCGAUGAGGACGAUGGUUUUGACAGCGAGGGCCUCGCUGGAGAUGCGGAGGAGAUGCUGCACAAGCAGAUGGAGGACGAAGCGGGUUGGGAGGAUGAGCAAUAAAUAGGUUCCGCAGGGGAUGUCUGCUGGAGUGUCCGAGCAUACGAUGCAUGUAUUGGACCAAGGAACCAAAAAGAGUGAUCUUGUCAAAAAGGGGAAGGCAGCGUCGCUACAAGAGCAUAAGUCAGGCGUUCUUGAUAUCACAUUUUAUCUUCUUUGGGUUGUCAGCAUUGAGAAAACUCUUCAUUGCCUCCGCUUGUGUUUGUGCUUCGCUUCUAGAUGCUGGCCAGCGGUGGAAUGAAGAUCCAGCCUAAGAUCAAUUCAU